Molecule: messenger RNA, 3195 nt
Organism: Erpetoichthys calabaricus (reedfish)
Lineage: Eukaryota; Metazoa; Chordata; Cladistia; Polypteriformes; Polypteridae
Product: tripartite motif-containing protein 16-like
Exons: 6
Coding region: 54-1724 (556 amino acids)
Molecular function (GO): protein binding; zinc ion binding
Source: RefSeq, a predicted model, not a curated record
UUCGUUUCUUCAGAAGCAGCACCUGUGCUGUUCAGACAGCAUCUCUGUUCAAAAUGGCAGCAGCUCACCCUUUACUGUCCUCAGAUCAGUACUCCUGCUCACUGUGUAAGGACGUUCUGAAGGAGCCCGUCACCAUCCCGUGUGGACACAGCUACUGUAUGUGCUGUUUAAAUGACUACUGGGACCAGUCGGAUACAGAGGGGGUCUACAGCUGUCCUCAAUGCAGAAAAACAUUUAGCGUGAGGCCAGAGCUGAACAGAAACACCGUAUUAACAGAGAUAAUAGAGAACAUGAAGGAAGUGACAGCAGACGACACUCCAUCUCAGAGUUAUGCUGGGCCUGGUGAUGUGCCCUGUGACAUGUGCCCAGGGAAAAAACGGAAAGCUGCAAAGACCUGCUGGACCUGCAUGAUGUUCUACUGUGGGACUCACCUGCAACCCCACUUGGAGAUUCCAGCCUUCAAGAGACACAAAAUAGAUGCAGUGACUGUAAACCUUGAAGAGAAACUCUGUGGAAAACACCAGAAGGUUCUGGAGAUCUUCUGUAGGACCGACAAGAGCUGCAUCUGCUUACUCUGUGCGACGACUGAACAUAAGAGUCACGACACGGUGACACCUGAACAGGAGAGAGCAGGGAGACAGAAACAGUUGGCAAAGACAAAGUCUGAAAUGAAAAAUAGGAUUGAAGAGAAAGAGAAGACACUGAGAGAGAUGAAGGAGAUGGUAGAGAAGAUUCAGAGUUCUGCAGAGAAUGAAGUGCAGAACCUUGAGGAGACCUUCAGGUCUGUGCUUAAGUCCAUUGGGAGGCUGAGGUCAGAAGUCACUGAGGUGAUUAGAGAGUACGAGAGGAGGGAAGUGACAAAGGCUAAAGAAUUCAUUGACCGACUGGAGAAGGAGGUUGAGGAACUAAAGAUGAGAGACACAGAGCUGGCUGAGCUUUCACAGACAAAUGACCACAUCCACUUCCUAAAGAAGUUUCCAUCUUUUGGUUUUCCUCCUGGAGAUGGAGCGGCACCCAAAAUCACUGUUAACAACGACUUUCUUCCUGAGAUGCUAAGGAAAGACCUUUCUGAUCUUAAGAAGAGCCUGGAGGAGGUCAGAGGAUGGGAGUUGGUGAAGAACGGGAUUGAUGAUCCAGGUCACAGCCUACAGAAACUAAGGAGUAGAAAUUAUCUUUUAAAAUAUGCCUGUCCACUAACUCUGGACCCCAACACGGCACACAGAUGCCUCUGCUUCCCUGAAGACAACAGGAAUGUGAAAUUUGAGAUAACACCCUCCCCAUAUCCUGACCAUCCUGAAAGAUUUGACCAUUGGUCACAAGUUCUGUGCAGAGAGGCUCUGAGUGGUACUUGCUGCUACUGGGAGGUUGAGUGGGCUGGAAAACAGUUUAAUAUUGGAGUGACGUAUAAAGGAAUUGGCAGGAAAGGGACAACUCAGGAGAAUGUCCUUGGAUGCAAUGACAAGUCCUGGUGUUUGCACUACAGUAAUUGCAGAUUCUAUAUGUGGCACAAAAAAAAAGGUACCAUCAUCAGCACACCCUGCAGUCACCGAAUAGGCGUCUAUCUGGACUGGCCCGCUGGCUCGCUGUCCUUUUAUAGCGUCUCUGACACAGUGACCCUCCUGCACAGGUUCAACACCUCCUUUACAGAGCCGCUCUAUCCAGGGUUUUGGGUUGGAAAAGAUUCCAGUGUGACAAUCUGUCCCUUGAACCUGUCUGACCAGUGACCGACCAUGCCAUCUGUCACAAAGAUUAUGUUAAUGUUUGGAGAGAAGAAGAAAAAUUGUGGGGAUUUAUUUAUUUUAUUUAUAUAGCACAUUUUCAUACAAAAAGUAGUUCAAAGUGAUGACAUAGAAGUCCUGAAUUAAACCAAUGUGUUUAGGAGGUGAAACAACACAAAAGAUUAAAGUCAUGUUUAGGCCAUAUGGCGUCUAUCAAUGACAGAAAGAUAAAAGUACAAUUUGAUAAAAACCUGAAGAAAUUAAGAAAAAAGAUAAAGAGAAAUGAAUGAAGAGGACAACAGGGAGACCUGCGGUAGACUGUAAGGUGGGAAACGAAGACACUUCAGUGAGAGACAGGGGGGCACCACACACUGUGUACUCAGUGGAGCUCAUACGUUAGGUGGGCUCAGCAGAGGUGGACAUCAGCUGUGGACGGAUGGAUUUUAGAGCUUUGAAAGUGACCAGCAGAAGCCUCAGGGUGAUUGGGGGGGAAAUUAAAGGACAUCUUUAUAGCAUCCACUCAAGAAUAAGAGCAGGGAGAAUGAAGAAUGGCUGAAGGGUCAGUGCCACAGUGGUUCAAAGGCCCCUUGGUGUGGACAUUAACACUUUUAGGUGUGCUUUGAAAGAAAUGUCCAGGACUUUAAAAUGUGUGAAAUAUGAAAGAUGUUAUAUAGUGUGUGUUUAAUGAUUUUAGCAGUUGUAUUUUAGUCCGUUUUGUGGUGAUUGGAGAUACUCGUCAUUAAAUGUUCAUUAUAAUAAAUGUUGAUUCAGGAUUUAAUGCCACUGUAGUUUUCAGACUUGUGGGGUUCUGUACUGAGAUGAUUUGUGGUCACAGACUGAAUUUAUUAAAUGGGAGAACUGGUGACAGAAAAAAAAACAAAACAAAAAUCUAAUGAUAUUGUUUUGGGGUGAAAUAAUUGUGCUUCUCACAGGUGAAAUAAGACCUGUAAUAUUUAAUUUGUGUACAUAUUAGGAUUGUUAUAGAAUUACUUAGAAACAUUGCAGCUUUUAAGUGAAUAAACUGGAAAGGCUAAGAAUAGUUCUGAUUGUGUGAUGUUGGAUAGAGGGCAGCACAGGAGUCCUAGAAAUGAGAAGGUGUGUUUUUAAAUAAAUGGGGAAUACAGAGAUUCAUGCAAAUAAACUGAAGAACACCAUGAGAUAAGUAAAUGUAAAAUCAAAUACUAAAAAAAUGUGUUGUUAUAUAUUAAAUUGCAUAAGAUAUACAGUAAGCUCAGAUAAACUAACCAGUGUGUACAGCAUGCUAAUAAGAAAAUCCUCAUGCCUGUCCUAAGAGGACAAACAGGGUUGUAACUAAAAGCCUCGACCUCCUGAUAUGAAGCUUGCUGUGUGACUCUGAUCUGAACUGUUCAUGAUGUUUGACUUCAUCCGGUAUUUUAUGUGACAUUUUAGUGUAUGUCUGGUUUCUCUGCCAAUAUCCAUACAUUUCAAUGGAAAUAAAGUUUGACUAUUAUCUGAA